GGAGGGUGGCGCUCGUGACGUCACCAAGCGACCGCGAGUCAUACCCAUAAGCCCCCGCGGUGACCCGGAAGCGGUUGUUCGCCCGUCUGUCCGCGGCUCUGGUGUCAAACGCAAGAUCAUGGCUCUUCAUCGGCUCAGGUGUGUGUCGUCUCUGCUCCGUUCGGUCGUGAGCGUGGCUCUACGCAGGAACAUCGGUCUCUCCGCCGUCGUCUUCAACAAAGCUAAAGACCUGGACCCCGUGCAGAAGAUGUUCCUGGACAAGAUCCGCGAGUACAACAGCAAGAGCAGGGCGGCUGGAGGAGUGGUGGACGCUGGGCCGUCGUAUCAGAAGAACCUGAGUGAGGAGUUGACCAAACUCCAGCGCUUGUACGGAGGAGGAGACCUCACCAACUUCCCUCAGUUCAAGUUCCCAGAACCCAAACUAGAGGAGGUGACGACCAAAUGAACAGCGUCCGUCCGUAACCCUGCUGGAAAGAUGAGCUCCAUAUUUAAUAAACAGUGUUUUCUGUGUGAACCUGUGGCUCAUGCCUUCACUUCCAGCCUGAGCUUCUUCAGAUAAGAAUAUUCAUGAACGUUUGUUUAUUGUUCUGCUUUUCUGAUUCUGGUCGUUAUUACAGUAAUAAAGAUCUGAUCACCGCUAAAUUAGA
Puntigrus tetrazona (Sumatra barb) is the source of this 647-nucleotide messenger RNA. It is a transcript of the gene atp5pf, whose product is annotated as ATP synthase peripheral stalk subunit F6. The coding region runs from base 119 to 445 and encodes 108 amino acids. Gene Ontology annotation, biological process: proton motive force-driven ATP synthesis. Gene Ontology annotation, molecular function: proton transmembrane transporter activity. Lineage: Eukaryota; Metazoa; Chordata; Actinopteri; Cypriniformes; Cyprinidae. The transcript is spliced from 4 exons. The record is from RefSeq and is a predicted model, not a curated record.